Molecule: messenger RNA, 2946 nt
Organism: Mus musculus (house mouse)
Lineage: Eukaryota; Metazoa; Chordata; Mammalia; Rodentia; Muridae
Gene: Fam163b
Product: family with sequence similarity 163, member B
Exons: 3
Coding region: 342-845 (167 amino acids)
Cellular component (GO): membrane
Source: RefSeq, marked validated
CCCCUCCAGCGCGCGCCCCGCGCCCGGGACUAGGCUGGAGUCGCGCGUGCCGCUCGCAGAGAGGCAGCUGGGUGUCCAGAGCCGUGGCCGCAGCGCGCAGCUGGCAGAGAGUCUCUCCUGGCCACGCACUUGCCUCCUCUGGGGCCUCCAGGAGUCUCUUGGCGCUCACUUUGCCAGCCCGGCCCCAGCAGGCGCCACCGGCCUCGGCCUGGGCUGCAUUUGCUGCUACUCGCUGUGCCCCGGACAGAGGGACGCCCGCCCCGUCACGUGUGUCCAAGUCCUCCGCCAGCCGGGGCAGCGUGGUUCCCAUGGUUCAAGGCUGUUGAUGGAGAAGUGGGCGGAUGACAGCCGGGACUGUGGUCAUCACUGGGGGCAUCUUGGCAACUGUGAUUCUGCUCUGUAUCAUCGCUGUUCUGUGCUACUGUCGGCUUCAGUAUUACUGCUGCAAGAAGGACGAAUCCGAGGAGGACGAGGAGGAACCCGACUUCGCUGUGCAUUCCCACCUGCCGCCCCUGCAUUCCAACCGCAACCUCGUGUUGACCAACGGGCCUGCUCUCUACCCAGCUGCCACCACCUCUUUCAGCCAAAAGUCCCCGCAGGCCCGGGCCCUCUGCCGCAGCUGCUCCCACUACGAGCCGCCCACCUUCUUCCUGCAGGAGCCAGAGGACGAAGACUUUGAGGGUGUGCGCAACGGCGGGGGGCGUGUGGCCUACAAAAGCAUCAGCCAGGAAGAUGUGGAGCUGCCCUCUGCAAGCUUCGGAGGCCUGCAGGCGCUCAACCCCAACCGCCUCUCUGCCAUGCGGGAGGCCUUUUCCCGAAGCCGCAGUGUAAGCACUGACGUGUGACAGGCCUCUAUCCUGCCGAGGCGCCCAGCCCUGGGUCCUGAGGUCAUGACAGGAUACCCACGGCACACCCUGGCCCCAACUCCAGACCUCUGCUCAGUCAGUCUUCCCCGUAUCCUUGUCCUAGGGGCUCCUGGAAUGAGGAACCCCUGGGCCCUCUACAAGGAUAAAGCCCAGUGAACCAGAUGUGGCAGCUGUGAGUAGGGACAGCUGGCACAAGAAGGGCAGCAGGGGACAGGAGGGUAAGGUAAGGCUGUGUUGGGGCCCAGGGGCCAGGUCCUAUUUCCAGGAAGUGAGAAGAUGGAUAAUGUCAACCCUAGCAACUUGCCUGUCUCUGGCUUCAUGGUCCUCCCUGUCAGUUCCUCACCAGGCCUUGGGCUUCCUCCUGCUUAAGGAAGCAGUGGCCUUGCUGGUUGCCCAUGGCCCUACAAGCAUGAACCUUCCCUAGAGACUAUGGACCAAAUAAAUAUUCUGUCCCUUCACCCUGUCUCCGCUUUCCCAUCCUUCUCUCUGUUCUCUCUUCACUCCUUCCCCCAGCCUCUGUCUUUCCCAUCCUUCUCUCCGUUCUCUUCACUCCUUCCCCCAGCCUCUGUCUUUCCCAUCCUUCUCUCCGUUCUCUUCACUCCUUCCCCCAGCCUCUGUCUUUCCCAUCCUUCUCUCCGUUCUCUCUUCACUCCUUCCCCCAGCCUCUGUCUUUCCCAUCCUUCUCUCCGUUCUCUCUUCACUCCUUCCCCCAGCCUCUUUCUCAUCCUUCUCUCCGUUCUCUCUUCACUCCUUCCCCCAGCCUCUGUCUUUCCCAUCCUUCUCUCCGUUCUCUCUUCACUCCUUCCCCCAGCCUCUGUCUUUCCCAUCCUUCUCUCCUUCCCCCAGCCUCUCUGUCUCACGCUCCUGAACCUCGAUGCCAAGCACCUGACACAAGCUUGAGAUGCCCGUUGCUCUGGCCUCCUCCAAGAUGGGCAAAUCUCCCUGUAAGCAGGGAGAGCUUAGGAGUCAUCAGUGUGGACACUUGCUCUGCCCAAUCUGCUUUUUGCUGAAAGAAGAGGCAUAGGCACAGACACCCCUGCUCCGGGAGGGAUGACACUAAAAUGUACACAUCCGGCACUUAGCCCUACACCCAGACAAGUGAGAGACACAUCCAGCUAGGUUGUGGAAGCACUGGAGGUGGCCCAGCUAUGCACUAGAGGUCUCAGGUGUCGACUUGCUGUGACUCUUAGGCAAGCCAUCCUAUUCAUGGGCUUGCCUCCCCAUGCAUGUACUUUGGGGGGAUGGGGAGACUGGCUGCAGAAAGCCCUUUGAACCCUGGUCCUCAGUUGGUACUGAGGUCCUUAGGGGAAGCUGAGCUAUAGACCACCCACUUCCUGUUUAAUGCUCAGAAUGAGGCACCCCAGGUCCAGACAGCCAGAGCUUGCUGCCCCUGUAUGAAAGUCCUGUCUCUACCCAAGCUGCUCCAAGCCUUCAACUGUCUGAGAAAUCCGUGUCAGGUGACCAAGAUGCUCUAAGCCCAGGGCCCUAGCCAUCAGGAACGUAGUUCUCCUGCUCUGAAAAGAGACACCAUUCUUGGCAGCAUAGCCUCAAUUUCCUUUCUGCUCAGGCCCUGCCAUGGCGCUCCAGACAGUAGCAAGUGUCCCCAUGAAGGUGCCUUCCUGUAGGACAGUGGCCACCCCUGAGCCAGAGACCUCCACACUUAUUACAGGCAGCUGAACCAUGCCAGUGAGGAUCUACUGUCUUUGGCAUCCUGAAUUCCUUCUCCUUUUCUUUUUCCUUCCUCAGUUUGGUCUUGCUAGUGGAAUCCACCUUAGAAUCACAGACAGUCCUAGCCUACUUUUCCCCCCUCUAUGUCCUUUGUCCCAUUCCAUCCUGUGGCAUCUGUCCUUUGCAUUGCUUGGGGUAUGGGUGAGGUAGGGAGGGGUGCUCUGGGCUGUUCUGUCUUUGCCUCCUAUCUCUCCCCCUUUUUUUAAACCUCCACCAUCUCUGUAUAGAUCCAUAAACAUCUUCAAAGUGAAUUAAGCAUCUGUCCCUGCCACUCAACACCACCAUGGGACUUGCCAGGGACCCACACAGCACCCUGAAAAAGCAAAAGCCAAUAAAUUUGUUUCCCACAGCA